Molecule: messenger RNA, 6466 nt
Organism: Clarias gariepinus (North African catfish)
Lineage: Eukaryota; Metazoa; Chordata; Actinopteri; Siluriformes; Clariidae
Gene: klhl5
Product: kelch-like family member 5
Exons: 11
Coding region: 40-2349 (769 amino acids)
Molecular function (GO): protein binding
Source: RefSeq, a predicted model, not a curated record
CACUCACACACACGCGCGCGUGUGUGUGCCGGACUCGGUAUGUCUGCCCCGGGCAGGAGAGACUUCGAUGUGAAACAGAUCCUGCGCAUCCGCUGGCGCUGGUUCGGCCACGCGACGUCUCCUCCUCCUCUUCCUCCUCCUCCUCUUCCUCCUCCCGGCGCGGUGGUACAGGAGGAGUCUGUGGUGGCGGACGAGCUGAUCUCCAGAACCGCCGCUCACCCUCACCACCACCUCCUCCAUCCUCCUCCUCCACCUCCACCUCCUCCUCCACACGCGCCCGCCGCGAGCUCCAGCCAGGUCUCCUCCUCGCUUUUCGGCAAUAAGUUCUGCUCCUCGCCUCCUCCCCCUCCUCCUCCUCCUCCUCUUCCUCCUCCUCCCGUUCAGCAGGAGAAAUGCGGAAGCGGCGCGUUCACGUCCCCGCAGCACUCGCGCUCCGCUCCCGACGUGACGCGCGAACUCGUAGCAGCAGGCGCGUGCCAAGGUAACGGCACCGCGCGCGAGGACGACGAGAACAACAACAACUGCACAAACGGCAACGGCGCGAGCGGCAGCAGCAGCAGCAACAACAACAACACCGCCGAGAGCGAGACGAGCUCGUGCAGGACGUCAAACAGCAGUGCGACUCUGUCCUCAUGCGUGUCCAUGGAGCCGUGCGUGCCCGAUGAACUCUUCCAGUCGCACAGCCACGCCGAACACACCUUCAAACGCAUGGAGACGUACCUAAGGACACGCAAACUCUGCGACGUGGUGCUGGUAGCAGGGGAACGCAAAAUUCCUGCUCACAGGUUAGUCUUGUCCUCCGUGUCAGACUACUUUGCCGCCAUGUUCACCAGUGAUGUCCGGGAGGCCAAACAGGAGGAGGUGAAGAUGGAGGGAGUGGACCCAGAUGCAUUGUGGGUGUUGGUUCAGUAUGCUUACACGGGACGGUUGGAGAUGAGGGAGGACACGAUCGAGGCUCUGCUGUCGGCGGCGUGUUUGCUGCAGCUCUCGGCCGUGGUUCAGGCCUGCUGUAGCUACCUGAUGAAGCAGCUGCAUCCGUCCAACUGUCUGGGAAUCCGAUCGUUCGCCGACGCCCAGGGCUGUCAGGACCUACACAAAGUGGCCCACAACUACACCAUGGAGCACUUCCUGGGUGUGAUGAAGAAUCAGGAGUUCCUGCUGCUCCCGGCGUGUGAGGUGGAGAAGCUCCUGGUAUCGGAUGAUAUGAACGUUCCAGACGAGGAGACGGUGGUGUCGGCUCUGCUCAGCUGGGUGCAGUACGAUGCCGAGACCCGCCAGACUCAGCUCCCCGCGCUGCUCCAGCACGUCCGCCUGCCGCUGCUCAAACCCCAGUUCCUAGCAGACAUGGAGUCGAACCCACUCUUGAGGGACAGCGUGGAGUGCCAGCGCUUGGUCAUGGAGGCCAUGAAGUACCACCUGCUGCCCGAGCGCCGACCGCUGCUGCAGAGCCCGAGGACGCGGCCGCGGAAGGCCACCGUGGGGGCGCUGUUCGCCGUCGGCGGCAUGGACGCCACCAAGGGAGCGACGAGUAUGGAGCAGUACUGCGUGCGCAGGGACACGUGGCGGCAGGUGGGCGUGCUGAGCGGGCGGAGACUGCAGUUCGGCGUGGCCGUCAUCGACCAGCGCCUCUAUGUGGUGGGGGGCCGCGACGGCCUGAAGACCCUGAACACGGUGGAGUGCUACAACCCGCGCAGCAACACCUGGAGCAUCAUGCCUCCCAUGGCAACACAUCGCCACGGCCUGGGCGUCGCAGUGUUGGAGGGCCCCAUGUACGCAGUCGGAGGUCAUGACGGAUGGAGUUACCUGAGCACGGUGGAGCGCUGGGAUCCUCAGGCCAGGCAGUGGAGCUUCGUCGCAUCCAUGGCCACGCCCCGCAGCACAGUGGGCGUGGCCGUGCUGAACAGCAAGCUGUAUGCAGUAGGAGGGCGAGACGGCAGCUCGUGUCUAAAGUCAGUCGAGUGUUUUGAUCCUCACACGAACAAAUGGAGUGCGUGCGCUCCCAUGGCCAAGCGCAGAGGCGGCGUCGGCGUGGCGACCUGGAACGGCUUUCUGUACGCCAUCGGCGGCCACGACGCCCCCGCCUCCAGCCUCGCCUCCCGGCUCUCGGACUGCGUCGAGAGGUACGACCCGAAGACGGACACCUGGACGGCCGUGGCCCCAAUGAGCGUCAGCAGGGACGCCGUGGGGGUGUGUUUACUCGGAGACCGGCUGUACGCUGUGGGAGGCUACGACGGCCAGGUCUACCUGAACACCGUGGAGGCGUACGACCCCCAGACCAACGAGUGGACUCAGGUGGCACCUUUGUGCUUGGGCCGAGCCGGAGCCUGUGUGGUCGCCGUCAAGCUGUGAUGCUCCGCCCCCUGAGGACUGUUACCGUGGUGAUUUGUGUACAGUAACCUCAUAGCUUUCUCAUUGGACAUGGAGGCGAAGAAAAGAACUACACACACACACACACACACACACACACAUUUAAUCUGGAAUCAAGAGGGAUGGUUAAGACGCGCUCAGAGAUGUGGGUGACACAUGCACACACACAUAAUUAGGAUGUUCAGGGUACAUUGGUUUAUCAGAGGGAUGGAUAGAAACGCGGAAUGGAUGGAUAAGAACGAACAAUAUUUGGAAGGAAUGGAUGGUUGAAGAAAGGGAUUGAUGGUUAGGGUAUAAAAUACAAGAAUGAAGGGAAAUGGUUUGGCGAGGGAUGGAUGGAUGGGAUUUGGGAAAAUGAAAGGAAGAAAUAGAUGGAUAGAUGAACGGUUUAGUGGAAAAAAGAAUGGGAGGGAGGAAUAGCUGUAUUGAUUAUUUGGUUUAAAAAAUAAAACAAGGAAGAAGGGGAAAGAUGGAUGGUCAUGAUGGAUAGCUUGAUGAGGGGAAAUGAGAAAUAUGAACAAUGGUUUUGUAAACCACAGAAUAAAUAGAUAAAUGGAUAAAUGGAUGGAUAAAGAAAAAACUGAAUGGUUGGCUGAACAAAGGGGCGGGUGGUUGGAUUAGAUAAAACAAACAAACAAUGAAUAGGAGAAACAUUCAGAUGGAUGGAUGCUUAAAUAAAAGGAUGGAUGGACGCCUGCAUUCUUUUUUUAUAUUCACUAGUUUCUAUUCCUCUCUUCUUCUUUUUUUCCUUUUCUGAUUAUUUAUUUCAUGUGUCAUGUGCCUUGUUUGAUGUGGCCUUGUUUAACUACUUUGCAAGAAGUGACAGAAAUAUGGAAUGCGUGUGUGUGUGUGUGUGUGUGUGUGUGUGUGUGUUGGUUCCUGCAAUGCAGAGGAAAUUGGGGAAUCGAUUUAAAGCCGAGGGAAUUAAAAGCUUGCCAGCAGAGCAUGUAGUGUCGGCGUGUGUGUGUGUGUGAGAGAGAGAGAAAGCGAGAAAGCUUAUUUUUUCCUUUUGUUUGUUGGCUCGAGUGUGUCAGCGUGUCUCGGGCUGUCAGUCACAGUACAUGGAAGUCUCUAGAAACCACCGAGUUCAGAACCCCAGGGCGCAGAUGCUGCAAGGCAUUGUGGGUAGCGAAUAUUUGAAAAAGGGAUGUACGUGCAAAUUAGCUGUCAAUCAAACCGGUGUGCUUUUCUAAAUGGCUAAAGGAUCAGGUGUGUUUUUUCCUUCUGUUCCUUCAGCACGGCACGAGGAGCGAAGACAGAAUCUGGAGGAUGAGACAGGUAGAGGGAGUGAGACGGCAAGUGCUUCAUUAGCAGAAAAUAGACACAGUCUGAUAGGUCUGAGAUGAAAGGCAGAGAACUCGGGCGUUAUUUGUAGAGGUUUGCGGCGUUAUUAUGUUCACACGCUGCGUGAUCAAUCAUCUGUCUAUUCAGUGUAAUUUCCUUUUCUUCUGUGGGGGCGUUUAUGUAUUUAUCUUCUCCCGCAUUUACAGUCUGAAGGUGUGCGAGUCUGCACACAGACACAUUAUGUGUGCACGUCAGAAAGCAUCUAAGCUUUGUGUGUGUGUGUGUGUGUGUGUGUGUGUGUGAGUGAGUAUGUUUCAGGCAGGUGUUUAUUUUCCAAUAUUGGGACGCUUUAUCCUGGACUUUCACAUAACUAGAUGAUAUGAAAAUAAUAUCAUUCCUUAGCUUUAGCUUUUUUUAAUAGAAACAGACAUUGCAGUAUUCUCCAUCUCAUAAACACUGGGAUGUUUCAUAUGCCAUAUCGUGAGCGUAAUAACUCGCAAUUCAAGGUUCUAUUGUGUAUCCAAACUUUUACUUGACAGGGAAUAAAAUAUAUUCCAGGGAACAUAACAAAGCCAAAUGUUCCCAGACAAAGGAAUGUCAUAUUCAUCAUAUCAAAAAGAGAACAUUGUAUUUCCCAGCAGAAAAAGAUCAGAUACACCAUAUCCUGAGAUUCCUGGGAAAUACUAUCAUCUCUGUCCUGCUGGAUAUAUAUAUUCCGCUGAUAUAUAUAUAUACACACAUCAGAAUAUUUGGAUAUAUAAUAUGAUAUAUUUUCUACCCUGGCAGAAGUAAUUGUAUUAUAUCAUAGACCGUUGUUCUGGACACAUUUGGCUAAAUCAUACUGACUGUCCUGGAUAACUGGAUAUAUUCCCUGAACUAUUCUGUACCCCCUAUUAAGGCAAAGUUGGGAUAUGUAGAAAAUCUGAUUCUGGGAACACUGGAAUAUACUAUAUUCUCUAUUUCAGAAAAAUGAUGUUUGAAUAUGGUGUAUCCCCAGUUCUGGAAAUCUACAUUCCCUAUCCUGAUAUCAUCAGCAUAUAAUAGCAUAUAAAGCAGUUUUUAAAUAAUGAUUUCAUUUAUUAAGGGAAAACAGCUCUCCCAACCUGCCUAGCCCUGUGUGAAAAAGUAAUUGCUCCCUAAACCUAAUUACUACAAUCAAGCAUAUGCGAUAACUGGCAAUGAGUCUUUCACUUCGCUGGAGGAAUUUUGGCCCACUCUUCUUUGCAGAAUUGUUUUAAUUUAGCCACUUUGGAGGGUUUUCGGGCAUGAAUGAUCUGUUUAAGGUAAUACAACAGCAUCUCAAUCUAAUUUUUUUUCCUUAUUAAAAAACUUUACCUUGUAACUUUCCUGGAAAAACUAGUAUAUACUACAUUCCCGAUCCCUUUAUUUCUGGGAAGCCGAGGAUCCUGAAGCUCCCACACAGAUUAGGAUUACGUUAUUAAAUGUGUCCCUGUAUAAGAACACAACAGACACCUGCCAGACAAUCAGAAGAAAGUGUAGCAUGAGUGUGAUAGUAACACAAAGGUGUUAAUAUUUAGAACCUAUAUAGAUCUGUGUACAUGGGUUAUAUAGUAUAUGCUGAAUGAUAUAGAGGAAGUGUUUAUGCGUUGCUGUACAGUGUUGUAUAAUACAGUGCGUAUACACUUCUUAUCGAGCAGAGCUGCACAUUGUACUUGAACAUAUCCAGAUAUCAAGCACACAUUAAAGAUUCUAAUAAUUGAUUAUUCAUCCACAUUAAGCAAUUCGAUAGGUUUCAACUGGAUGAGAUUCUAAUCAGAUAUUUUUGGUUUCAUCUUAAACACGCACAUGCAUGCAAUGACCACAUUGAGGACGACAGAAGCGUUAAUAAUUUAAACUGUUGAUAAUUCAGGAAUAUUAAAAAUAGUUUCACUUCACUGGAAACCGUGGUGAGCUUUUUUUGUUGUAAAUUAACUGAACAGAUUCCGUUAACAUUUCAUUUAGAUCCGAUUGUACGUCUAAAACCGAUUGUACAGAUGCUACAAGUUCAAGUAUGGUUAGCUGUUGUUGUUGGUUAAAGGUCUGAGAGUGACAGUUCUCAUUGCUAGCCACCUAGGAAACAUGAGAAAUACUAAUUUGCUUAGUGUAAAAUUAUUUUAGAAGAACAUAAUGUCCACAAAAACUAGAGUAUCGUAUCGGGAAGGUCAACAUUUACCUCAGAUGUGUAGGUAAAUUAUCAAGAAAACUCUCCCUUUAAUAAAAAAAAAACAUGCAGCCUUUUCCCGUACUGUAGCAUCGACCGCUAACUGAAAUUCCAUGUUAUGUCAUGACUUCAUCACUUUGAGCUAUCAGAAUUUUUUCUGAUGUAAUAAAUGAAGUGACGUGAUGUAAUUUGAACGUUGCCUUAAACGUGUCAAUCAUGAUCUUCAGUCCGUUAAAAAAAUUGCGUUCAAUCCACCUUUUUGUUCUCCGUUAAUCUAACAAAACAUUCUUGAGCGAACCAUUUACAUUCGUCCCAAGUUGAACCGACCAUCUUUACGAAUUCUUUUACGUAAAAAGAUUCCGUCUAAGGGGUGUAAUUGUUGUCAUCUAGCCAUACUGCCUUCACUGAUGAUAAUGAUAAUAAUGGUAAUAAAUACUGAAUGUUGCAGUGUACUGUAUAACUGCUUAUUGUCAUGCCUAAUAAGAGAUUCUGUACAGCAAGAUAUACCAACCAACAGUGGGUUAUUUGUUUUGUCAUGAAUUUAUGGAAAGUGUACUGUUGGUUCAAUGUGUGUAUAUGUUCUGAAUGUUUUCUUUAUGUACAUUCCACAUAUAUGAAUGUAAAUACUGUUUAUAUUAAAAUAUGCAACAAGCA